AAUUGGCUGUACAUUAUAUGUAGAAAAAGUUUCAAAAGUUCUUCAAAAUGCCCGUCCUGACUGUAGCUAAUGCCGAAGAGUACCAAAAAUACAUCAGCGAUGACAAAACAACUGUCGCACUUUUCGCCGCCGAGUGGGCCGAACAGUGUAUCCAAGUCAAAGAUGUCCUCGAAGAGCUGGCAAAACUUCUAGGAGAUAAGUUGCAAUUCGUAACACUCAAUGCCGAACAAUUCCCAGAGAUUUCCAUGAAACAUCAGAUCGAUGCCGUACCCACAGUUAUAUUUUUUAGGAGUGGUUCCGCCAUUGAUCGCGUUGAAGGUGUGAACAUCGCAGAGAUCACAAACAAGUCAAAAAAGCUGGCUGAAAACGCCAGUCGAGCUGCUGCCACUGGACAAACACUCGAAGACCGAUUGAAGGCGCUUAUUAACACGGCCCCUCUAAUGAUCUUCAUGAAAGGAGAUCGAAACGCGCCGCGUUGUGGCUUCUCCAAGCAACUUAUCGGCAUUGUUAAUGAAACAAAAUUGCCAUAUGAAACUUUCGACAUUCUAACCGAUGAAGAGGUGCGCCAGGGCCUAAAGACCUACUCCGACUGGCCCACGUACCCACAAGUAUAUGUAAAAGGUGAACUUAUCGGUGGCUUGGACAUAAUUAAGGAGCUUUUGGCCAACAAUGAACUGGAAAGCACACUCAAGGGCUAAGAUGCGUCUGGGUUUGGAAUUCUCGCUCCAUUAAGCACACAAAAUCAGGAACAAAGCAACAACGUUAAACAAAUUUACAAUGUUUAAAUUAUUUUGUAAAAUUGAAUAAAAGCAUUGAAAUAUA
Messenger RNA from Scaptodrosophila lebanonensis, 822 nucleotides. It is a transcript of the gene Grx3, whose product is annotated as glutaredoxin 3. Bases 48 to 698 code for a protein of 216 amino acids. The record is from RefSeq and is a predicted model, not a curated record. Lineage: Eukaryota; Metazoa; Arthropoda; Insecta; Diptera; Drosophilidae. The transcript is spliced from 4 exons.